Molecule: messenger RNA, 1718 nt
Organism: Trematomus bernacchii (emerald rockcod)
Lineage: Eukaryota; Metazoa; Chordata; Actinopteri; Perciformes; Nototheniidae
Gene: b3gat2
Product: beta-1,3-glucuronyltransferase 2 (glucuronosyltransferase S)
Biological process (GO): chondroitin sulfate proteoglycan biosynthetic process; carbohydrate metabolic process
Cellular component (GO): Golgi membrane
Molecular function (GO): galactosylgalactosylxylosylprotein 3-beta-glucuronosyltransferase activity
Source: RefSeq, a predicted model, not a curated record
CCUCCUCACUCAGAGCAGGGCUCCGUCCCCGCCAAGUGAUGCUCCGAGGCGGCGCUCAUCGGUGGCUUCUCACCGCCCGCUGCACGGAGGACCUCUCCGCUCCGGCUGGUUGUUUCUCCUCUGGAAAUAGCAGUGAAGGACGGCACAACAUGGGAAUGUAACCGGGCUCAUGAGAGAGUGAGCUGGAGGAGGGUAGGACGACGAAGAAGCACUCAAGUCCCUUUCGAGAGGAGAGGAGAGAGGCAGGAGGAGGAGGGGGAGUCCGGGGAAACGGUCCCGCUGGGACGGGGGAACGGUUUUACGUUGUUUUAAAUUAACCUAUUUCUGCUGUUUGGUUGAGAACAUCAAAGGAUUUAAACGAAGGGUUCUUGGAGUGUCGGUCCUCUGUUUGUGAUGGAGUGAGGAGCUUAUGGUAACUUAAGCCUCGCCAUGAAAUCAGUGUUUUUCAGCCGCUUCUUCAUCCUGCUGCCCUGGGUCCUGAUUGUCAUCAUCAUGAUCGAUAUCGACAGUAAAAGGGCGAUCCGGACUCCAGGAGUCGGGCGGACCGGCAGGGUUCAGCGGGCUGCCCGGACCGGCACACCGGGGGGGACCGGCACCCAGAACCAGUCCGCUCUCCCGGUUAUCUACGCCAUCACCCCGACUUACACCCGUCCGGUGCAGAAAGCGGAGCUCACCCGUCUGUCCCACGCCUUCAGGCAGGUGCCCCGGCUGCACUGGAUCGUAGUGGAGGACUCGACCACUAACACGGAGCUGGUGGCGCGCUUCUUGGCGCGGUGCGGCGUGCCGUACACUCACCUGCACGUGUUCACUCCUCGCAGGUUCAAGCGCACCGGGAUGCCACGCGCCACUGAACAGAGAAAUGUGGCUCUAACGUGGCUCCGCCAGCACCGGAACAGGCGGGACACCGGGGUGGUGUUCUUCGCGGAUGAUGACAACACAUACAGCCUCGAGCUGUUUGAGGAGAUGCGUAGUACUCGAGGUGUUUCAGUUUGGCCUGUGGGAUUUGUAGGCGGCAGAGCGUACGAGCGGCCCCUGGUAUCUGGGGGUAAAGUCGUGGGCUGGUACACCGGCUGGAGACCGGACCGACCCUUCGCCACAGACAUGGCAGGGUUUGCAGUAAACCUCCAGGUGAUCCUGGCCAACCCGCGGGCUCAGUUCAAGCGCCGCGGCUCCCAGCCGGGGAUGCAGGAGUCUGACUUCCUCAAGCAGAUCACCAAGGUUACCGAGCUGGAGCCAAAGGAAAAUUGCACCCGGGUGCUGGUUUGGCACACUCGCACAGAGAAACCGCACCUCGCCAAUGAGCCCAAACAUCGGAAAGACACUGUGGUCAUCGAGGUGUGAGCAGCAGAUCCAGAGCUGAACGCGCCUGCCAGUCUCCUCCUGGCUGGGACUAACGGCAGCCCCCCCCCACCCCCCCGGGACCGAUGCAAUCUGUUCACUGACUCUGAGGAGCUGCAUGAUUCAAGGCUGUGUGUCAACAGUGCUUCGCAGGAACUAAGACAACACUGAAUAUGUUUCACACUGGAAAGACUGGGACCACUCGUUUCCUCCACUCACGGGUCGUUGAUGUGAAAAAACAGAAGUAUAAACGUCAAAAAUGUUGCAAUGUGAAUAACUCAUGUCAUUUAAUCAUUAAUACAUUAUUGUCAAAUGAACUGAGUCUGUACAAAUAAUUACAAUAAACGCGACUUGUGGUCCAGAUAAUAAAUGUGUAUGAA